Messenger RNA from Cryptotermes secundus, 2834 nucleotides. Its product is annotated as coiled-coil domain-containing protein 66. Bases 155 to 2827 code for a protein of 890 amino acids. The record is from RefSeq and is a predicted model, not a curated record. Gene Ontology annotation, molecular function: microtubule binding. Gene Ontology annotation, cellular component: microtubule; cilium. NCBI's taxonomy places the organism in Eukaryota, Metazoa, Arthropoda, Insecta, Blattodea, Kalotermitidae. The transcript has 14 exons. Gene Ontology annotation, biological process: cilium assembly.
AACUCAUUCAACUGGAUCAGAUAUUAAAAUGGAAAUAUACAGACAGUAGCAUGAAAAUAUAAUUAAGACUAAAUUCCUUCCUCAAGAGCAGACGUCUUGCAGUGGCCAGUCUGCUAGUCAUUCUUCAAGGUAACUGCACUUUCCUGACUCCACAAUGGUCACCAUAGUCAGUACGAAGUGUCAGUCCCUAGUCGAACAGAAGCGAGUUCAGUGGGCGAAAGAACGAAAGGAACUGGCCGGGCUGUGCGCCCCUUGGGGACGGCUGUCGACUCGAACAGAAGAUAAUUACCGAACCUGCAUAAGAACACGAUUCGUAUCAUCCACGACAGACCAGGCACCCCAGGAAAACGAGGAGGUGAGGCAGUCGUAUGACUACCCGAAACUGACAGCCGAGCUGCAAGCUGCAGCCUCCAUGAUGAGACGCAGACGCAGCCCAAACCUGCCACCUAUCUACAGUAGGACCAGCCCUGCGUGUCAGGAUGAAGAGUUGGCAAGAGGAAGUCACCCAUAUGAAAAUAAUCCUGAACCAGAAGAUGAGGGAGAAGGGGAGACUUCAGGCUAUGCAAGUGACUCUGGUGGUAUGUCUAAUGAACGCAACACUGACCACUGGAACCAGCAUCGUCAGGAGCAGUUUCAGAGACAUGACAACUGGAUGAGCGAUAAUCAAAUCCACGAUAAGGCUUCUGGAAGAUUCAGCAAACAGACACCAUGGAUCCCCUCAAAUAGGAGGUAUGGAACACCAGACUCUGUUGUCUCAACACCUCCACAUCGGAUGUGGUCAUGUGGUGCUAGUGAUGAAGUGAACAGAUUGCAGUGGGGAGAUCGAGGAGUUGGUGUUGGACACUUCUGGGAACCAGCUUUUCAUGAACCAGAUUCCAGACUGCCACAGGUGCAGACUAGUGGCAGAGGCACUCCUGGUUGGUUGGAAAGAGGCCUCAACAAGCUCAGUAACUCUAAUUCUUCCACGAGCUCAUCCACUCAAGUAUUAGUGAUCAACCAUGGCAGUCCAGACCAGAGUAACCUCAGCAGAGAACUUGCUGAUAGUUGUGAUACCAUCAGUACUCAGUCACAAAGCGAGUGUAACAGGACAUUCAUACGAGGACAGAAUGCACCAUUAGAGCCAGAGGUAUUGCUGGAAAGGGAACGAAAGAGACGAAAAGCUCUCGAACACCAGAAUGCCAUUCGUUUACAGUUAGAGGAGAGAGAACGAAAGAGGAAGGAAGAAAAAGAAAGACGAAUAAAGGAGGAAAGACAAGAAGAAGAAAGAAUAAAACAUGAACGAGAAAUAGAGAGAAAAAGGAUUGAAGAAGAACAAAGACGCCUGAAAGAAAGAGAGGACAAAGAGGUCCGCAAAGCUGCAGCAAUGCGAAAGGCCCUUGAGUAUGCUGAAAAGAAAGCAAGAGAAGAUAAGAGUCUGGCAAGCCGCAAGCAUAUGGUUGAAUCUGUUAAAUCCAGUGUCAUUACUGACAAGAGUCAUAAUAAAAGUUGGUUUGAUUCUAAUUCAGCUGAAAGUUCUGCAACUGACAAUACAACUUUAACAACACAAAACUCAACUGAAAUUAAAGAUUCUGUUACAGAUCUGUGCAGUACAACAGUUUCUAGUAAUAGUUCUAAUAGUGUUCCAACAGAGCAUGAAGAACUUCUGAAAAUAAAUGAUGGAACUCAGACUGGAAUAGAAACACAUAACGAUGCUUUGCUGAUAGCUGCAGAGACAGUUACCGUGCCUGCAGAUGGUCUAGCUGUAGUGUUAGGGAAUGCAGCAGAGGGACGUCCUCAUGAAAUAUUACCAACUCCAGGUGGAGGUGUCCAAUUUGCACUCCUGAUGUCCCCUUCACUACAGCAACCUCUGAUGCUGGACAAAAGACUGCUCACACCCAGCAAGUAUCGACCAAUAGGACAUGAGCGGGGAACUCAGACUGACUUAGAGGUUAUGAAAGGAAGCAGAAGUAGACGGGGCAAAGAUAAAGCUGACAAUCAAAUUACAAGAAAGGAUAGGAAGAAAUCUGCAAGUCUCGAAAGACCACAUCGAGGGUGCAAACUGCCACUACGGUGCCGCUCACAAUCACAGCCAACACAACCCCGAAUGAGGCUGGAGGAUCGUCCCAAGUGGGGUGUUAACAGACCAGGAACACAGUACAUUAAACAAAGUGAAAAGGACCCUUACUAUCAGCGUCGCUUGAAGCAAAGACUCCUUAGGGCAGCCAUGAUGGGUGGCGGGGAUACUGGAACAGAAAGUGACACCGGUUCAUGUCGUAGGAACUGUCACACCAGAGGCAGCAGUGAUGAGAACAGCAGAUCUCCAUCACCACAGCAAAGUUCAUAUCAUUUCAAUAAUGGAACCAACAAAAGGAAUGUUUAUCAUCCUAAUAGGACAAGAAACCUGGACAGAAACACAAAUAAAUUCAAUGAAGAAGAGGAUAAGUUACAUGUGCCAUCUGUGAAGAAUGAACAAUUAGAAAGCAAAAUUGUGUUGUUCAGAAACAGAAGUUAUAAUGUCGAUACUCCCAGCAAACCAGUGCAAGUGGAUAUUUCAUCUCCAAUUAUAGAAAAUAUAAUGAACAGAGACAGUACCCAACAGAAAACUUCAAACCAUAUAAUGCCAUCAAACAUAUUACAUAACUUCUCAGUUAAAGGUUCCAGGCGUUUGUUGAACAGACAGAAUGAGAUACCUAUCACCGUAAGCAGCAGUACAAAGGAACAAUGGUCAAGAGCAAAGGAUAUACUGUCACAACUCUCUUCUCUUCGUCAGGGACUUCUAAUUAAACAGCAAGAGUGGGAAUUAACUAGGAGCCACACACCACAGUCAGAAUCUUCAUGGAAUUCUUGAGACAGAC